CCUAAUUCUUCAUUGGUCUUAAAAAAAAAAAAUGUCAUUCGUUCCUCCUGAUCCCAAUGUGUCUUACCCCAUCCCACCCGGUCAGCUCCCGCCUGGAUUUGUCCCCCCGCCACCGGGGACGGCAGUCCGUGGUAUUCCCAUCGUCGUACCAAUAGGCUUGGAGAUGCUUAUCUCACCAGAGGGAUUUCCUGUCUUUGUGCCUGAGCGAUCUACAGCACCUCCACCAUAUGCUGCCUCACCGCCAUCAGCAUCCAAUUCUAGUCCAGCUUUGUCGCAGCAGCACCAGCAGCAGCACCAAACGCCCACACUUCCUUCGAGGCAUAGCACAAUAUCCUUACACCAUUCUUCCUCGAACUCAUACACAGGACCUCCUCCUCCCGUGCCAACAGUACCAACAUCUCAUACAUCGCCACCAAACCUACCAUACCAGAUGCCAGUACACUCAGCACCUCCAGGACAUCAUGCACCUCUGACCCACGCAACCUCCAGCCAAGCUGUUCCUCCAGUUGCAGGCGUAGCUUCACCUCCAGCUGCAUUGACCUUUGCUAGUAUAGUGACCUCGUUCAGGACCUCUUCUGAAAGCGGGUCAGCAUGGACAUUCUAUUCUUUGGGAUUAACCCAAAAUCCAGGGCAAAAGGAGAUUGUAAUCACUCUUCGACAGCGGCCGGGUAGCUAUAGUCUUGAUACUAUUCAACCCAUCAUGUAUAAUCUGUAUCAGCAAAUGAAUGCUCAUAUCCAAUCGUCUGGGGGUAAACCUUUGGGGGCAGGCGAUGUUUUCCCGUGUCGACUCAAUACGCCAGACUUGGGGCCUCUGGAUUUAGCAAUUCUUUUGGUUCAUGCGCCGCCGGAAUGCAAGGGCUCUUUAGAGAACAAGGAUGUACUGUAUGGACUAAUAGCGACCUUAGAUGAGAUGGCCGUAUUUUCAAAAUAUGGUGCAGCUAGGACAUUAACUAACAUGGGUAAUGACUUGGAAACGUGGCCAAUCCCUCUCUGGUCCGACUGGUCCAGGCCAUCAUUGCUGGCGCUCCACGAUUUCCGGGGCUCCCUCACAGAGAUGGUGUCUGUGCUGCCAACCAAGAAUAUCGUAGCAACGUUAGAUACGAUUUCACAUAGAUUGACAUUAGUGGUAUCCAAUAGUGCUUUGGAAUUGAUUCAGGCAGAUCUUCGAAAAUUUCCACCUGCCCAGCCAGGGGUGAUCAGCGAUCUGGCCAGGAUCACAUUUUUGCUAGAUCUGGAUGCAGGCGCACAGGCGUACCUGACUUGGAGAAGUGGGCAGGAUGGGCCUGCAAUUUUCAAUGCACGACCGAACCCGACGAGUUUCCAUGGAUGCUGGAUGUCCUUUAGUGGAAUUAACCCUCAUGAGGAGGCGACGGUGAAGGAAUAUAUUGCGCCGAGGGAGGACGGCAUUGAGGUCAAGAUGAAGGGGUCGACUUGGGAGCGUUUAUAUCAGGCAAUGAUCUCGAGGACUCCGGCUAUCGUUCCUGUAGGAUCUGAGACAUUACAAUUAAGUUACGCGUAAAAAACGCGUACUGAAAGUUUUAAGAAAUAUUUAUAAUCCUUAAUCCGUUAUAUUAAUAGAUUUGCUCUUGGAAGGUCUUUUUCUCUGGAGAUUAAUAAAUUAUGACAUCUGAAGUAGUAGUGC
This is a messenger RNA of Lobosporangium transversale, 1642 nucleotides long. RefSeq lists its product as hypothetical. Bases 32 to 1519 code for a protein of 495 amino acids. Lineage: Eukaryota; Fungi; Mortierellomycota; Mortierellomycetes; Mortierellales; Mortierellaceae. The transcript has a single exon. The record is from RefSeq and is a predicted model, not a curated record.